Gossypium raimondii (Peruvian cotton) is the source of this 605-nucleotide messenger RNA. Its product is annotated as transcription factor PRE6. The record is from RefSeq and is a predicted model, not a curated record. Gene Ontology annotation, biological process: regulation of growth; regulation of DNA-templated transcription. The coding region runs from base 216 to 485 and encodes 89 amino acids. The transcript has 2 exons. Gene Ontology annotation, molecular function: protein dimerization activity. NCBI's taxonomy places the organism in Eukaryota, Viridiplantae, Streptophyta, Magnoliopsida, Malvales, Malvaceae.
CACACAUUUGAAAAGAAAAAAGAGAAAAAAAAAGAAGGAAAUGAUUAGGGUGAGUUAGCCUAUAUAAAUAAGAGCCAUAGCCCGCUGCUACCUUCCAUGCAAAUUGUCACUCAUCUCCCUCCUUAACAUUGUCUCUUUGCCCUUUCCUCAACUUCACUUCUCAUAGAUCUAUAGAGAGAGAAAGACAUUUCUGACAAAACAACACCUCGUCAACAAUGUCAGGCAGAAGAUCAGGUUCAGGUGUUUCCAGCAUCAGCGAUGAUCAAAUCACCCAUCUUGUAUUCAAGUUGCAACAGCUUAUCCCUGAGCUUUGUGCAAGGCGCUCCCUCAAGGCAUCAGCUUCCAAGGUCUUACAGGAGACUUGCGAUUAUAUAAGAAACUUACACAAAGAGGUAGAGGACCUAAGCGACCGCUUAUCCCAGCUGUUAGCUUCCAUAGACACUGAUAACGACCAAGCAGCCAUUGUCAGGAGUUUACUUAUGUAAUAAAAUAAUUCUUCAUUCUCUCGCCUUUGUUAUUAUUUACCAGCUUUGGUUAUCUAGGGUUUAGUAACAGCGUGAAGCCUGAAAAAUUCUUUAGGAAUCAGAAUUAAAUAUUAUAUUUUU